GCCUCGUGGUUAUUGUCAUCUAGAACCGGGGUAUCAAUCAGUUACGGUUGUUCAGCGAAAUUUCAAGUUUGCGACGUAGCUUGUUGUGUAUUCAUUUACAAGCAUCAGCAACGAGACUUGUGGAACGAUGGCGAGUGUUGGGUUGGGCAGAGGGCUGGCUACGCCGCUUCUGGCUAUCAAUUUCGCCUUGUACUUGGUAGCGGCCAUUUUGGCAGGAUGGGCGUUGAACAGGAACUUUGAUGCGGCCAUCAACCGCGGUGAAGGCGCAGUCGGAAAUAAUGUUACACAGGGCUUCUUCUUGCCGGUGGCACUUAUCGCCUGCAUGGUGGGAUUAGCGUCAGUCUUGGCUGGGCUUCAUCACAUGCGUGUGUUCAGGAGUGAAUCUCUCGCUGCAGCUGCUGCCACCUCGUUGAUCGCCUGGCUCCUUGUUCUUCUCGCCAUGGGACUUGCUUGCAAGCAGAUCCACACUGGUGGUAACCGCCCUAGAAGAUUGAAAGUGGUGGAAGCCUUCAUCAUCAUCUUGGCUCUUUUCGAGCUCCUGUACCUCCUCUCCCUCCACUUAGGAUUCGGAAGGGCAGGUAGUCACCACGGAGCUGGAACUGGAAUUGGAAUGGGUGGAGUGGGUCAUGGCCACGGCCACGGCCACGGCUCCCAUGACCCUUCCAUCCCCGCUCACAACCACGAACACCACGUCGACUACGGCCGUCACACUGACAUGAAAAUUCCUGUGGGCCACGUCCACAACCCUGCUCACCCAACCACCGUUUGAGCAUCGUCGAUCGAUGGACUCGUGAAUUGUUGUUCUGCUACCAUUCCAAACACUCCGAUCAGGCGUUCAGUCGAGAUGGAAAUUGCACCGAAUGGUUAACGUCUCUGUAUAUGUGUGACCUGUAGUUCUAAAAGGACGAAGUUCAACUUGUCGAAGCCAUAGUUUUUCGAGGUUUUCGCUCGUCUCGGUAUGGACAGCUGCGCGAAUAGGUGGUGCCGACAGUCACAGGGAUCAUCCUUGUUUCACGAAUUUGUAUCAUAUGUUAAUAAACAAAACAGUUUUGGAGCAGUUUCACUGUCCUCUUCGUGACAA
Molecule: messenger RNA, 1081 nt
Organism: Physcomitrium patens
Lineage: Eukaryota; Viridiplantae; Streptophyta; Bryopsida; Funariales; Funariaceae
Product: membrane protein PM19L
Source: RefSeq, a predicted model, not a curated record